UUCUCAGCUGGAGUAAACUUCACUGGAAUAACAUACUGGCCGCUCCCUCAGUGAUGGUCUGCAAACACUCACUGUGUCUCCUGCUGUGACUGUGACAGAUAACAUGACAGAAAAUGAGGUGAAGUUUAAGAAAAAAAUCCAUGAUCUUCUCAACACAGCUCAACAAGACUGGUUUGUCAAUCCAAAAGACAAAUGGAGUUUCUUUGGGUCUCUCUUUUUUUGCUGCACAGUGUUCACGACUGUGGGUUAUGGCAAUACCUACCCUGUGACACGGACUGGGAAAUAUGUCUGUAUGUUGUAUGCUUUGUUUGGUAUCCCUCUGAUGUUCCUGGUCCUGACAGACAUGGGAGACAUCCUUGCAACUGUUUUAUCCAAGUCUUACAAUGAAUUCAGAAAACUGCAGUCAAAAAUUCUAGCCUCCAAGCUCUGCUCUGGAUCCACAUGUAACAAAAGGAAUGAACUAAAAUCCAGAGCACAGUCUAAAAUAGUCAUCAAUGAGCCCGUGACAAUCAUGGAACUGCUGAGAAGUCAGGCUGGUGUGAAAAGGAGGCCGAUGAAAUAUCGCAAUGUUGAACUUUUUGAAAUGUUAAUUGCCAGAGAAAAUGAGCAAACAAAACCAGCAAGAAAUAAAAGCAUUGAGAGAUGGAGUUCAUGUCCUGAACUUGCCAGGGGAAAGACAGUGUCCAGAGUAAUUGAGAAUUUUGACAAAAUAGGGAAAGAGUUAGAAAAAUUAGAUGUGCCCAUUGUGUUAAUGGUGCUUGUUAUCUUUGUGUACAUCUCUUGUGCAGCUGCUAUUCUUCCAAAGUGGGAAUCCAAUUUGGAUUUUCAGGAAGCCUUUUAUUUCUGCUUUAUCACCUUGACCACUAUUGGAUUUGGAGAUACACAGCUGGAACAUCCCAAGUUUUUCUUGUUUUUUUCCCUUUAUAUUAUUAUUGGCAUGGAAAUUGUCUUCAUUGCUUUUAAGCUGGGCCAAGAUCGCUUAAUUGUUUUGUAUAAAAAGGUAAUUUCAUUUUGUGCAGAGAAAAAGAUGCCAUCAAAGAAGAUAUAUCCAAAAUAAGAGCAGUCAUUUCUCCUUCACUUGUAAACAUUGGCCACUGCAAUGAGAUGAAACUGUUUCUGUGCAUUUCUGCCUUGGGCUGGCAGGUGUCAUAUUUUAUUAUGAUUUCCUCUGAGAAAUUACUGUAAAAUGGCUGAAUACCUCAGAAUUCACUUGGUGAAGGAACCUCCAGAGAGUACUUUCCAACAGGGUCCCAUCUACUAAAUAAUCAAAGAAGAUGCUGCAUGAAGAAGAAGCUGAAGGCUCUCCCUGCCAGUGCUCCCCAACAUAUUUUGCAAAGCUCUGACUUUCAGCAGCCUUUCUGUCCUCCCUCCCACAGCAAGCCAAGUCAGGAUUUUUUUUUUUUCAGUACUUGCCCAGCCACCUUCUUGCAGGCAGGGCCAGCCUGGUUGUGGCUGUGGGUACUGAAGGUUUGCAGUGUGCUGCUGGCCUGAUUUAUCACCAGAGUGAGCUGGGGAGGACAACUCUGAACCCAACUGCUCUCCUGUUGUGACUGGUGUAUUGUGAACAUCACACCUUUGACUGGCACACACAAGUGCUAAGUUGAAAGGAAAAACGUCAAAUUUUCACACCUUUCUCUGUCACCUGUCCAGAAGUCAGUCAGAAGAUUGUUCAUUUGUUCAGGGCUGCAUCCACUCUUUCUCCAUGCUGGUUUAUCACACCUGUACCAGCGUGCAGUCAAUGUGUGUCCCACGGUGUCCAGCUCUAAGGGUGCUCAUGGCAAGCUCAGCUCCUCAGGUGGCAUCUGGGGAAGGCACCCAGCAAACCUGGAGGUGAUGACAGCCUGAAAGGAAGCUCCAUCUCUUUGCUGAUAAAGAAGCAUGUGUUGAUACAUCGACUGCGGAAUUCCUCACUCCUAAUCCAGAUUGCACAGACUGCUUGAUUUCUGGGAGCUCCUUGGCCCACUUGUAGAAAGCAAAACCUACCUGUUUCACUGCAGCGUGGGGAGGAUCCUGUAGUUAUGUACUUGUGGAGAACAUCAAUUCACAAAUAAUGUUGUUUCUUCAAGAUUUUGCUUGUACUAUUCAUAGUCUGAAGUGAGUUAUCAAUGAUAGAUUUUUUCACAAAAAAUAAGAAUUUAGAAUAAAACUAUGUAAUUAUUCUAUAAGAAACCACUGACUUUAAUUACCCACCUUUUAACUUGUAGAUGAUUUGCAUGCCCAUUGAAGGUGAAUGACAUCUCUAGAUAAUAAAAAAUGUGUGAUUAUGUCAGAAUGUACAUUAUUCUUCACUAGCAAUUUUGCCAUUUGAAACUGAGAUUUUUUCAGAAUAUUUACAUGGCAUCUUAUCUCUGUAAUACUCCAUGUACUUGAUAAUAUGUAUUCAGUCCUUAUUAAUAAUUAGAUGCAAUUAAGCACUGAUUAUAUGCAAAAUAUCUGUAACAAACGUGGAUAGAGCCUUCCUAAACCUUCGUUCGUGAAGCCUAGCCAUGAUAUGCAAAAUAUAUAAUGACUGAUAGUAUAUAGAAAAUGAUUUAUAAAAAUAACAAUAAAAAUACAUCAGCUGGAAGAAGCUCCAGUUAACUUUUUUAUGUUUGCUGUAAUUUUGGCUUUACAUAGAAAGUCCCUCUGUUCA
Messenger RNA from Pipra filicauda (Wire-tailed manakin), 2632 nucleotides. RefSeq names its product potassium two pore domain channel subfamily K member 18 (gene KCNK18). The transcript is spliced from 2 exons. Gene Ontology annotation, biological process: potassium ion transmembrane transport; stabilization of membrane potential. The coding region runs from base 104 to 1057 and encodes 317 amino acids. The record is from RefSeq and is a predicted model, not a curated record. Gene Ontology annotation, molecular function: potassium ion leak channel activity. Lineage: Eukaryota; Metazoa; Chordata; Aves; Passeriformes; Pipridae. Gene Ontology annotation, cellular component: membrane.